AUGGGCAACAUCCUCGGCAAACAACGCGUCUUCUACAUCAGCUACGAUCCUUCCUCUUCUUCUUCUUCCCCCUCCUCCUCCUCAUCUACCACAUCUUCAGAAGAAGAGGACGACGACGACGGCGAGGGAGUAGAGGUCUACUACACGUCGUACGGCUGGCCGCAGGAUAUGUUCUGGUUUCCUCACCAGGGAAACUACGGGCAGUGGGGUUGGGGCUGGGAGGGCGCGGUGGUGGGGGUUGCGAGGCGGAAGGGCUGUACCAACCGCGACCACUGGGCCCUGGCCUUCCGCUCCAACGUCGACGUCUCCCGCCUCCACCUCCCGCGCCGCAUCAACGGGGUCCGCACGCAGAUCCCGAACCGGUGCAGAGAAACAUGCGGUAGGCAUCGCCGGAGACAUGGGAAGAAGAGGAAGAAGAGUACACGGGUGUGUAUUACUGUGAGGGAGGCGAGUCAGGAGGGAGAUGGGAGGGAGGUGGUGGAAGUGCUGGUGGGACAGGAGGGGGAGGGGGAAGUGGUGGUGGAGGUUCCGGAGGAAGGGGGGGUGGAGGAGGCGGAGGUGGGGAAUGGGGAUGGGGAUGGGGAUGGGGAGGAGGUGGUGGUGGAGGUUGGUUAG
Molecule: messenger RNA, 615 nt
Organism: Hypoxylon fragiforme
Lineage: Eukaryota; Fungi; Ascomycota; Sordariomycetes; Xylariales; Hypoxylaceae
Exons: 2
Coding region: 1-615 (204 amino acids)
Source: RefSeq, a predicted model, not a curated record